Molecule: messenger RNA, 1473 nt
Organism: Penicillium olsonii
Lineage: Eukaryota; Fungi; Ascomycota; Eurotiomycetes; Eurotiales; Aspergillaceae
Source: the annotation of a GenBank genome assembly
AUGGAAACACGGAUGCGCUACGAUGCUGCUGCUUGGGAGACAAGCGACAGAGUAGCCGAUGCCUGGGCCCUCUACAUCCUCAACCAAGACAUUUUCCAGGACAUUGGGAACUUCCUUCUCAAACAUCACCAUGCGACUGAUCCUGUCGAGUUUACGAUCCUAGAGACAGGCGCUUUCAACACUGCUCUGCAGAUGAAUUUUGAAAGAACCCGCGCCGCGAUCAUACGGUUUCCAUUGCCUGGUGCUAUCAUGUUCCCUGAAGAGAAAGUCCGCAAUGAAGUCUCAACGAUGCGAUUCAUCGCGGAUAAAACCACGAUUCCAAUUCCGUUCAUUAUUCACUCCGGAGGGAAAAAAGACAGUCCUUCAGAAUUGGGUCCCUUCAUCAUCAUGGAGUAUAUCGAUCAUCAUGCAAAUAUGAUUGAUAUUCUCAAAAAGCCAGGACGUCCGACUAAAGAACGUGUGACACUCGAUCCGGACAUCAUCCGGGCUAAAUUGAAGACUCUUUAUAAAGAGCUGCCAAAGGUCCUUGUUUCAUUGUCUAGGCUGUCCCAGGAUAAGAUCGGCUCAUUCUGUCAGGCCGAUGACUUUACUUGGGAGGUGGCAUGCCGAUCUCUGUCUCUACAUAUGAAUGAACUUGUCCGGUUAGGGACUCUCCCACAGUCAAAACUACCAGCUACCACAUUCGAUACUGCGUCUUCGUACUUUGAAGCCCUGGCUGAGCUACAUGUCUCUCAUCUCACGAGCCAAAGAAACGAUGCUGUUCACUCAAUUGAAGACUGUCAGCGCAAAUUUGUUGCCAGAUUUCUCUUCCGGAAGCUCAUUCGAGAUCCCCACCUCAAAGCACAAUGGAUCUCUUUUGUGAACGGACCAUUUCCAAUCUGGUGUGACGACUUUCGGCCGGGAAAUGUCUUGGUAGAUAUCGACCUGAAUAUUACUGGGGUUGUGGACUGGGAGUUCACAUACACCGCACCCGUCGAAUUCACUCAUGCGCCGCCUUGGUGGCUGCUUCUUGAGAAACCAGAAUAUUGGUCUCGAGGUCUUGAUGACUGGUGUAUAGAGUAUGAGAAACGACUGCAGAUCUACCUCGAGGCGAUGGUGGAACAUGAAGAAGAUGUAAUCCGGAAGGGACAGCUAGCAGAAAGCAAGCGUCUAUCCAGUGCAAUGCGACGGAGUUGGGAAACUGGGGACUUUUGGAUCAUGUAUGCUGCCAGAAACAAUUUUGCCUUUGACGCGAUCUAUUGGCAAAAGAUCGACAGGCGAUUCUUUGGUUCUACUGCCUGUGAAGGUGUCGAUGUUUGCGACAUUUGGAAGGGUAGACUGCAUCUUCUGGAGCCUGAAGAGCAAAAGUUCAUGCAGGAGCAUGUAGAUACGAAAAUCCAGGAGAUGAAAGCAGGCCAGGUCCUAGCAUGGGACCCUGAUGAGUAUACCUUGGAAUACAUGGAAUGCAUGGAGAGAACGAAUGAGCCGUCUUAA